Molecule: messenger RNA, 3848 nt
Organism: Mus musculus (house mouse)
Lineage: Eukaryota; Metazoa; Chordata; Mammalia; Rodentia; Muridae
Gene: Zfp90
Product: zinc finger protein 90
Exons: 4
Coding region: 658-2472 (604 amino acids)
Biological process (GO): regulation of DNA-templated transcription; positive regulation of DNA-templated transcription
Cellular component (GO): nucleus
Source: RefSeq, marked validated
GCAGUCGCACUCGUGGCUCUGCGCCCGCCGCUGUGGCCAUUGUCCGACCCUGUUGUUGCAGAGCAGUACUGCCGGGAACAAGAAACUGCAGCGGGCGCUAGAGGGGCGGACCUGAGGUCGCGGAUUCCGAAGCCCCGGAGGCAGAUUCCGAGUGCAGUGGGUAGGAGGCUGUCCUCCGGGCCUCGCCGACCAUCCUGCGGACGGACUGGGCGUGGCCGGAGGAACUGUCCCGAAGCUGUGGGGCCUUUCAUUUGGCCUUGGGAAGAGCAGCAGGAGAAGGCGGGGCUCCUCCCCACGUUUCGGCCGAAGUGGCUGCAGAGCUGAAGGGGUGGGGCCUCGGGGUAGCCCGGUGAGUGGAUCCUGUCCUCUCUCCUCAGCCCUGGACCAUAGCCAGCACACACUGAGGCAGGAAUGGCCCCGAGACCUCCGACGGCCAAGCCCCAGGAGUCGGUGACAUUCAAAGAUGUGGCUGUGAACUUCACCCAGGAAGAAUGGCACCACGUGGGCCCUGCCCAGAGGAGCUUAUACAGGGAUGUCAUGCUGGAGAACUACAACCACCUGGUGUCGCUCGAGUUCCUGAGGAUCAAGGACUAGUACUGACUUAUAGGAGGGUCCUUUGUCUGCUUGCUCAAACACCCAAAUCUUGUGUGUUUACCCAUGAGCAGGGUAUCAAGUCUCCAAGCCAGAGGUGAUCUUCAAAUUGGAGCAAGGAGAAGAGCCAUGGAUAUCAGAGAAAGAAAUCCAAAGACCUUUCUGUCCAGCAUUUUGUUUGAGCUGCAAGAAAUGUGGGAACUUUUGCACUUUAUAUUUCUUUUAGACUGGAAGACCAGGCCUGAGUCCUCACGGAGUCCUCAGCAGGGCGUAUCUGAAGUAUUCCUCAGAACAAAUGUUUUAUCACACACCACAAUAGGUGAUAUCUGGAAUGUCGCUAUCCAGGGGCAUCAGGAAAGUGGGAGAAGACAUCUGGGGCCAGAGGCAUCUUCCCAGAAGAAAAUAACCACUCUAGAGAAAAAAAUUGAGCAAAACAAAGUUGGUGAAGACUCUAGUUUGAGCACAGACUUGGUUCCACAACUGGACAUUUCUUCAAGUAUAAGGCCCAGUGACUGUAAAACAUUUGGAAAUAAUUUGGAACACAAUUCAGAACUAGUUACUCAGAGUAAUAUCCUUGCUAAAAAGAAGCCUUAUAAGUGUGAUAAAUGUAGGAAAUCAUUUAUUCAUAGAUCAUCACUUAAUAAACACGAGAAGAUUCAUAAAGGCGAUCCUUACUCCAAUGGUACAGACCAAGGAGCUCAGUCUGGAAGGAAACACCAUGAGUGUGCGGACUGUGGGAAAACCUUCCUCUGGAGAACACAGCUCACGGAGCACCAGAGAAUUCACACUGGGGAAAAACCCUUUGAGUGUAAUGUGUGUGGAAAGGCCUUCAGGCACAGCUCGUCCCUUGGUCAGCAUGAAAACGCACAUACAGGAGAGAAGCCCUAUCAGUGUAGCCUCUGUGGGAAAGCCUUCCAGCGCAGUUCAUCUCUUGUUCAACACCAGAGAAUCCACACGGGAGAGAAGCCCUAUCGCUGCAAUCUCUGUGGGAGGUCAUUCAGGCACAGCACGUCCCUCACGCAACAUGAGGUGACCCACAGUGGGGAGAAACCCUUCCAGUGUAAGGAAUGUGGGAAGGCCUUUAGCAGGUGUUCUUCCCUUGUCCAGCAUGAGAGGACCCAUACAGGAGAGAAGCCUUUCGAGUGCAGCAUUUGUGGGAGGGCAUUUGGUCAGAGCCCAUCCCUUUAUAAACAUAUGAGGAUUCAUAAAAGAAGCAAACCUUACCAAAGUAACAACUUCAGCCUGGCUUUUGUGCCUAACACUCCUCUUCCUCAAGGUGAAGGCCUGCUUACUGAAGUAAAGUCGUACCAUUGUAAUGACUGUGGGAAAGACUUCGGUCACAUUACAGACUUCUCUGAGCACCAGAGGCUCCACGCUGGGGAGAAUUCCUACGGCUCUGAACAGACCCUUCUUGGUCAGCAGUCCCUGUCUCAUCCCCGAGAGAAACCCUAUCAGUGCAACGUAUGUGGGAAAGCUUUUAAAAGGAGUACAAGUUUUAUAGAGCAUCAUCGAAUUCACACUGGAGAGAAACCCUAUGAAUGUAAUGAGUGUGGGGAAGCCUUCAGUCGACUCUCGUCACUCACGCAACACGAGAGGACCCACACUGGCGAGAAACCCUAUGAGUGCAUUGACUGCGGGAAAGCCUUCAGUCAAAGCUCAUCCCUGAUUCAGCACGAAAGGACGCAUACCGGAGAGAAACCCUAUGAGUGUAAUGAGUGUGGGCGGGCCUUUAGAAAGAAGACCAAUUUGCACGACCAUCAGAGAACUCACACUGGAGAGAAACCCUAUGCUUGCAAGGAGUGUGGGAGAAACUUCAGCCGGAGCUCCGCCCUUACUAAACACCACCGAGUUCACGCCCGGAAUAAACUGCAGGAAAGCUAAACAAUGGGAUGGGGAGGAGGCACGGCCGAACAUCUGCUUCCAACCCAGUGUCAGAGGAUUCUGAAAGUCUGAGAAUGUAAUUAUGUGUUUGGACACUGUGUAUAGAGAAAACUGCCACUAGAAGAAAAAAAUUUUAAAUUAAAGCCAUUCUUUCAUACCUUAUUACAGGCUUCUUGUAGAACUACGUACGGCAUAUGUAGUCGUUUGGAAAUGAUGUGACCUUACUAAAGCUUUUGAAUAUAUGUGUGCAGAGUCACCAAGUUUUAACAGCUUGAUAUGUAAAUCCUGUUGUUCACAACCUUGAAAGAAAGAAAGAAAACUCAUAGUAUGGCCAAGGCUCAUUUCAAACAUCAUUGACAGUUUCACUUGACUGAAACUGUAGAAAUCAGUUUGUUUCCCAGAAGUCAACAUUCAGAGAAUUAGAGCAGCUAGACCAACCACCUAAAUGUACAGAUGGUUGCACGGCAGGCUCUAACCCACAAAGCUGAACGUUGAAAGCUUGUUUUCGGGUUCUUUGGCCUCAUACCAUGGCUAUAGAAAGGGUAUUUUGGAGUUCAGAGGCCUUUAAAGUUUUAAUAUAGAUUCCCAGACAUGUUGUGACAUUUUGAAGAGCCUGAAGACAUACAGGCAACCAUAUGGAAAUCUGUCAAAAAUGUAAGGCCACUUAGUGGAAGCUUUACAAAAGAAAAGAUUGGCAGAAACUGACAUUGAUGGAAUGGGACAGGAACACAUGCAUGCGUGUGCACACACACACACACACCCUUCCCAGCUGUAAUUAUACCUUCAACCGAUGUAUCAUUCCAUUGGCAUUUCAUGGCACUGCAUGAGGAGAAUUUGCAGUUUGCUUGAAACCCUGCCCUCCUCUCUGGUGCUUCUGAGCCCCCCCCCCCCCGCCCCAAGUCAAUUUUACUAUAGAGAAGUAUACACCUAACUACCCACAGCCAUAAACUUUCUCUCUGACUCCAUUUACGGAAACAGCAUGGUUUGCCUCUUUUUGUGUGCAAAGAGAAUACACUGCUGUUUCAACCCCCAUCUUAACUCAGUUGCUUUUCUGUUAUCAAACCGUGAGAAAAGCUUCCUCGGUGCCUUGCAAAUGAAUGUGGAGUAACUGUGACCAUUGAUCCCUUUCACACAUUAUCACAAAGUCCUCCAGCCUCUUUCCAUGAGUUCCAGGAAGUGAUGUUGAUUGUUGUGAGUGAGGCUAAUUGGUAAGACUUUCCUAUUAGCUUUUCUGCUUACUGGAUGACAAGUUUCAUUGACCUUUCUUAAUCUUUAUGGUAAGGGGUGGCUCUCAGGAAUUCAUAUAUUUUAGGGUUUUUUUUGGGGGGGGCAGGUUUGUUUUAGUGGGGAUAAAUAAAUGUUCAUGGGAGCUGAAA